Molecule: messenger RNA, 1079 nt
Organism: Asterias rubens (European starfish)
Lineage: Eukaryota; Metazoa; Echinodermata; Asteroidea; Forcipulatida; Asteriidae
Product: peroxisomal membrane protein 4-like
Exons: 4
Coding region: 11-634 (207 amino acids)
Cellular component (GO): peroxisomal membrane
Source: RefSeq, a predicted model, not a curated record
UAGUGUUAAAAUGGCGGCGCCCAUGGCAGUGGAAGUUUUGCAGUCGAUCAACACGUUUUUGACUUCAGGGAGACACAGGGAAGCUUUAGCAGUCCUGAAAGGCCUCCGUAAUGGAGCUGUGUAUGGCGUUAAAAUCAGAGCUCCACAUGCUCUGGUCAUGACAUUUCUCUUUGGAAGAGGAAGUUGGCGUCAACAAAUCCUAUCAAUCCUUAGAGCGACGUACACACAUUCUAAGAACCUCGCUUCCUUCGUGUUUCUGUAUAAGUCUCUACUGGCCAUUAUGAGAUGGGCUGAGGGCAAAGCACAUAACCUCCACCCAUUGGUCGCAGGUUUCAUUGGAGGAUAUCUUAUAUUUGGCAGCAAUAAUAAUGUCAACAGUCAGAUAAACAUGUACCUUCUGUCUCGGGUGCUCUUCGGCUUCGCUCGUCUCGCAGUCAAAACAGGCGCUAUCAACCCACCAAAGAGAGACCCGUUCCCGGUCUUUGCAGCAGUGGUCUGGGCUGUUGUCAUGUGGCAGUUCUCAAACCACAGGGAGGUCCUCCAACCUUCGCUCCAGAAAUCAAUGACGUAUCUUUACAGGGAUUCUGACAUCUGGCACGGACUUAAAGACUUUCUAUGGCACAAUAAGUUGUAGGAGAUGUUCAAAUUGUUGAAUGUUUUUUUCUAAUUGUAUAGGUGGAAGAACUCGAACAUUGUAUAAGAAUAUGGAUCUAUAGCUUUCCUGGCAAAUUUCAGCAAACAAAUUCAUUAAUUUAAUUAAUACGCGUUUAAAAACGUAUUUUUUUAUAAUCCACUCAAACUAGGGUUUAUUGAAACAAAGGUUUUCCUUUUAUUUCAACGAAAAUACAUUCACUUUCACACCCGACGAAUUCAAAAUCUGCAUUGAACAAUCAAUAGGAUUUAAUAUUGGUGGCUUUAGCAUUCACUGGUCAAAUUUUGAGAUGAAAAUAACUUCUUUCUUUAAAACUACAUUUCUCAAUUAGAGGAUUAAUUGCUUCUUUUCUAGGAUUAUUGUAUAAUAUCAACAGCUCUCCAGUGCUCUUUUUAUUAGGUUUAAAUGGUCAUUCUUUUUUUUUUUG